Molecule: messenger RNA, 2801 nt
Organism: Penaeus monodon (black tiger shrimp)
Lineage: Eukaryota; Metazoa; Arthropoda; Malacostraca; Decapoda; Penaeidae
Product: neural-cadherin-like
Exons: 9
Coding region: 13-2571 (852 amino acids)
Biological process (GO): multicellular organism development; adherens junction organization; cell morphogenesis
Cellular component (GO): adherens junction; catenin complex
Molecular function (GO): calcium ion binding; cadherin binding
Source: RefSeq, a predicted model, not a curated record
CAGUUCUCGUCCAUGGUCAUCGGCGCCGUCCACGUGACUGACCUGGACGACUAUGACCUCGAGGACAAGACCUUCGAGGUUGACCCCAUGACCUCGUCCGACGUCGCCACGCACUUCCAGGUCGACCACGAGACCGGAAACAUCACGAUGUUGAAAGGGACGCCGUCGGGGAUUCACGUCCUUCGGGUCAAGGUGCAUGACAAUUUCCGAGGAGAGAGAGCGGUUGGCGAAGUUGUGAUUAAUGUUGUGGAUCUAACGCUGGAUGCUGUCAUGCAAUCUGGCUCUCUCAGGAUUGCAAACAUGACGGCUAAUCAGAUGCUGCAACACAAGACCGCCACGGGAGCGAGCCUCUACGAGCGCCUGAAGGAGGAGAUCGCCGGCCUCCACCACAUCCAGGAGGACCAAGUCGACAUCUUCACGCUGAGGGACGUGGCGGACGGCGUGGACGUGCGCUACAACUGCCACAGCUCCCCCUACUACACGGCCGCCAGACUAGACGCCAUUAUGUUGCAGCGCAGGCAUAAGGUGGAGAAAUCCCUCGGCGUCGAGAUCCCAAUGAUCGACAUCAACCUGUGCCUGUACGAGGGCCUGUCUCCGUGCGGCGACCGGAGCUGCCAGCACACGAUGCGCCCGAACCUCACGGCCCCCCUCGUCGUCGCCAGCGAGACCUCCACCAUGGUCGGGGUCGACAUAACGGACGACUACACCUGCGACUGCGGUGCUUUGGAGCCUCUUCCUUCAGUGUGCUUUGAGGGCUUCUGUUACAACGGAGGAACCUGUUACGUGGUCAACAGGACCCUCACGUGCACCUGUUUGGACGACACCAACUACGGUCCUCGCUGCGAGCUGAUGACGGCGAGGUUCGAGCGCGGUUACGCCUGGUACGAGCCGCCGAAUGUGUGCGAGAAUUCGACUUUCUCCAUGGUGUUCGAGACCAACGACGCCAGCGGGGUCCUGUUCUAUACGGGGCCCAUGGUGACGAGUCCUUGGGCAGACUACCCGAGAGAUUUCCUCUACGUGAUCCUCAAUAACUGGGUGUUAGAAGUGUACCUCGAUCUCGGGUCCGGAACACUGAACAUGUCAAUUCCCAUUGAGGAGAACACCGCGAGGUCCUUCGAGUUCAUCCUCUCCUGGGACAAGAUCGAGAUCACGCUCGAGGUCCUAGACUGCGGCAUCAACGGGACCCUCGAGGUCUCGGACCCUUGCCGCAAGUCCCUCUUCCUGCCCGGCCCUUACCGCAGCACGAGACACUUGCUGAACGUCCAGGGCCCGAUGCAGGUCGGAGGCACAGCCGCCAUGGUAAGUUUCGCGAAGCUGUCUGCUUCUUACGGGUGGACUCUCACGCCGCCCUACGUCUACUCCUUCUCCGGCUGCGUGCUGGAGCUGCGCCACAACGACCGCCUAUACGACCUCAACGCCACGGACUACAGCAAGAAGACUUUCCAGCCAUGCGACGCUCCGAGGACUUCGAGGGUCGUGCUCGGCCAGCAGUCGGUCAUCAUCAUCCUGGCGAGCUUGCUGUGCCUUCUGCUGCUGGUCCUGGUGAUUCUGUGUCUUGCUCGGCGAGGCAGGAAGACAAUCUCUUAUCCUGAUCUGGACCGCGAGAUUGUGAAGGAGACGCUGGGAGGGACGGACAUCGAGGGGUUCGGUGAGAAGGAUGUCACCAACUUCGACUUCAAGUUCCUUCAGGUCACUCCUGAUGGCUAUCUGAUCAAUGACGACGAGGACGGGCGCCUCCCCGACGUGGCCCUCGACGCGAGCCAGAGGCAGACGGCGCCCUUGGCCAAGAUGCCCGAGGGCCUCAGCAUCGGCGACUUCCUCAAGGACAACAUCAAGAAGGUGGACGAGGAGCACCAGGAUGUCGAUGACGUCAGGCACUACAACGCGCAGGGAGAUGAGAUGUCAGCCGCGUCGCUCUCUUCCCUGGCCUCCGGAUUACCUUCUACCGCAGGAACGUCGUCCGCCGGCACCUUCGACUACAGGAGCGACUGGGGGCAGCGCUUCGAGAAACUGGCGGCCAUCUACGGCCAAGGGACGGAGACGGGCGAGGAGGAGGACAGCGAGUUCGAGUUCCCGGACAUCCCCGACCAGCCCCGGAACUACUCGCUGAGAGCUUCCUUCGCCGCCAGCGAGAAGUCGACCAGUUCGAGUCCCGCGUCGGUGGUGGAGAAGAACGUGGGCGUCCUCGCGACCUCGACCUCGGCCUCGAUCCCGAACUCCUUCUCGACCUCGCUCGCGACCUCGGCAGCGACCCUCGCCAACCACUACCCGGCUUCGACGAUGGGGAGGGAAGCCAAAGCCACCAAGGAGGAAGUCAGGGAUCACAACGGGGCUGAGGGCAGGGCCACGGACGCCAAAGCUGCUGACGGGAAAGGAACUGAUACCAAGACUGACCUGAAGGCGAAGAAGGAGACUGAGAGGCCGACGCUGAGGACCAACAAGGAGCCCGUGACGAAGAAGAUCGAUUACCAUGAGACGGUGAAUCCCAUGGUGUCAGCUGUUAACGGCGUCAGCGUAUUUAAAGAUCCCCAAAGCCGACAGGCCGGCACUGGGACGGAGGUAAUGCUAUAAAAAGGAAAAAUAUCAACACCGGCCAGAGCUAAAACAAAAAAACAAAAAACAAAAAACAAAAAAUAAAAACAACAAAAAAAAUGUGUUUAAGGUAUUCGCUUUUUCUCGCUUGUACAUGGACGAAGUGUUUGCUCUGUGGAAGAAAUACAGUGUUUGUUGUCCUCCUGCUACUGCAUUUUUUGUAUCAAUCAUUUGACAAUAAAUUCCUGUAUAUAUAACAAAUAUAUACA